Molecule: messenger RNA, 1720 nt
Organism: Egretta garzetta (little egret)
Lineage: Eukaryota; Metazoa; Chordata; Aves; Pelecaniformes; Ardeidae
Gene: PRMT3
Product: protein arginine methyltransferase 3
Exons: 14
Coding region: 172-1500 (442 amino acids)
Biological process (GO): peptidyl-arginine methylation
Cellular component (GO): nucleus
Molecular function (GO): protein-arginine N-methyltransferase activity
Source: RefSeq, a predicted model, not a curated record
ACAGGUUGUUCAGUUCUGCUGAAGAUGUAUUCUCCCACUGCAAAACAGAGCAUCAGUUUAACGUUUGUGAUGUGAUCAAGAAACAUGCAAAUGUAUUUGUCCUGAGGGUGAGAAUUUCCUGGUUUCGUCCUGAAGAGAAGAAAAAUGUAGAUAGGAAGGCUGCCCUAGAUAAUGAUGUACACCCCAAGGGGAAGCUGGCUGAUCAAACAAAAACCACCAGCAGCAUAUUUGAGUUCACUCAGCAGCCCACUGCCUUGGGAAGGAGAGGAAUAUUUGAAACCAGAGCUAGAAAAUGAUCUCCUGCUUCAGUUUGAUAUAGAAGAUCUUUGUGAACCUCCAAACGUUUUGCCUUCUAAUGGUUUGAAUGAUACCAUGAUGCUCCUUGAACAAUUAAAACAUGCAGAACACAGAGCAAGACUCGCAGAAGCAGCCUUGGCUAGAGCACAAGAUGAUCUUCAAAAAAUGAAGCAAUUUGCACAGGAUUUUGUGAUGAAUGCAGAUGUCAGGAGCAGCUCGUCAUCCAGCGCCAUUGCAGACCUUCAGGAGGAUGAGGAUGGUGUUUACUUCAGCUCCUAUGGGCAUUAUGGGAUACAUGAAGAGAUGCUAAAGGAUAAAGUGCGUACAGAAAGCUAUCGUGACUUCAUCUAUCAAAAUCCACAUAUCUUCAAGGACAAGGUGGUUUUGGAUGUUGGCUGUGGAACUGGAAUACUCUCUAUGUUUGCUGCCAAAGCAGGUGCAAAGAAAGUGAUUGGAGUCGAUCAGUCUGAAAUAGUCUAUCAGGCCAUGGACAUCAUUAGAUUAAAUAAACUUGAAAAUAUCAUUACAUUAGUCAAAGGAAGAAUCGAAGAAGUAGCUCUGCCUUUGGAAAAAGUGGAUGUAAUUAUAUCUGAGUGGAUGGGUUAUUUCCUUCUCUUUGAGUCAAUGCUGGAUUCUGUUAUCUAUGCAAAGGACAAGUACCUGGCAGAGGGAGGAUCAGUUUAUCCUGACAUUUGCACCAUCAGUCUAGUAGCUGUUGGGGAUAUGAAUAAACAUGCAGACAAGUUACUUUUCUGGGAAGAUGUGUAUGGCUUUGACAUGUCUUGCAUGAAGAAAGCUGUAAUUCCAGAAGCUGUUGUGGAGGUGCUGGAUCCAAACACACUGAUAUCUACAGCCACUGUCAUUAAGUGUAUCGACUGUAAUACUGCCUCCACUACAGACUUAGAAUUCUCUUCAGAUUUCACCCUGACCAUUACGACAAGCACAAAGUGUACGGCAGUUGCUGGUUAUUUCGAUAUAUUUUUUGAGAAGAACUGUCACAACAAGGUCUUGUUUUCAACUGGUCCCCAGUGUACCAAAACACACUGGAAACAGACAGUUUUUCUCCUGGAGAAACCAAUUGCGGUAGAAGCAGGAGAGGCCAUGAGAGGAAAGAUAACAGUCCGCAAGAACAGAAAGGAUCCACGGUCCCUCUUUAUAACCCUUUCAGUCAAGGACGCACAGCAGACCUACAGCCUUCAGUGAAAAUUCUGUGCAUAUAACUUUGGGAAAUGUUGAGUUCAAAUGUUAGACUUAAGUUUUGAUAACUGUUUCUAAGUAUCAAAAAAUGGAUUUGUGUACGUAUACGUGUACACAACAAUAUGGAAACCUUACCUAGGAUUGUGAGAGUACUGUCUGGAUGCUUUUGAACUGGGAUUUGGAGACUGCCAACAAAAUCAGAUUCUGCUGUUUUUCACAUAAUGUG